This is a messenger RNA of Bacillus rossius redtenbacheri, 1136 nucleotides long. Its product is annotated as trypsin-like. The transcript has 7 exons. Gene Ontology annotation, biological process: proteolysis. Gene Ontology annotation, molecular function: serine-type endopeptidase activity. Bases 57 to 1028 code for a protein of 323 amino acids. NCBI's taxonomy places the organism in Eukaryota, Metazoa, Arthropoda, Insecta, Phasmatodea, Bacillidae. The record is from RefSeq and is a predicted model, not a curated record.
AAAAUGCUCAGAAACGAUUUUCUUAAAGUGGUUUUAUUUCCGCAAAUUGUGUCAUAAUGAAUAACUUCCUGGUUUUCCUGAUGAUUUCGUGCGCGCUUUCGAGUAUCAUUGUUGGUGGUACUAAUGGCGAGAGUCCCGCUGAUGAAAAGGAAUUAAUAUUACAAAACUAUCCGUACCUGGUGUCACUGUACUUGAUAAGCUUCGGUCAUCGCUGCACGUCAACCAUAAUUUCCCAUACGUUCGUGAUGACGUCUGCGCACUGCUUGUACGACUUUAAGAAAAGAGAGCUCCUCAACUCGGCAGACCUGAGGCUCGUGCACGGUGCCCAGGAGAUGGACAGCUCGCUGGACCACAUCACGUCCCAGCCGGAGGCGGAGGUGCGGCACGUGGCCAGCGUGCACGUGCACCCAAAGUUCCACCUGGACAAGUUCUACCACGACAUCGCGAUGCUCCAGGUGGACGCGCCGUGGGGCGAGCGAGCCAAGCUCGUAACGAUACCUUCGUUCCACGUCUUCGGCAACGCGCUGCCUAAGGGGUACGUGUGCCACGUGGUCGGCUGGUGGUCCACCGGCAAGUGCGGUGACAUGAAGACAGUGCUGCCAUCUCUGAUUAGCGGAGUACAAUACCCGGAACUGAGGGCCUUGAAGCAACAAGAGAAGAUUCCUACCUUGAAUAUAACGCAGAUGAAUAUAAUAGAAGAGGACAGGUGCACCAAUAUGGUUAACAAAAACGGCCUACUUAUUAAAGAAAUCAGCAUCUGCACCGCCCCGAAAGAAGCGGACAACUGCGAUGGCGACCCGGGAGCCCCGCUCAUCUGCAACAACCUGCAGGUGGGCAUCCUGUCGUGGGGGCUGGGGUACAAGGAGAACGGCCGGGCCAUGCCGAUCGUGUACGUGCGGUUAGACAACUACCUGUACUGGAUGGACACUGUAGUCACCAUCUUCGAGUCGGAGGCUGUGAUGGCGGGACCUCACGUGGUUCUUCUCGCACUCCCCAUGCUGCUGGCGGUGCUCGAGGUCACCCUCUGAAGCGACGCUGCCAUGCCCGCCGACCGCUCCAGGAACUGCGUCGACUGCCUUCCACUGCAGCUCGCAUGUGUACUGAGAACAAUACAAAUUAUAUACUGUUUAACCAUC